GGUUACCGGGGAAAUACAAAAUGGCGGAAAAUAACACAUAGCUUUCAUAAACAAACAUUUGCCUUGUUAGAGUGCGUGUGAUUUAUUUUAAAGCAUGGCUGCUAAACAAGUACAAGCUUACUUAGAGAGGCAUCACAUUGGAGCGUUAUUUGAGGUAACGAUUUUAAGAUCGUAAAUAAAAACCCACUGUUUGUUUGGUGGGAGUUUCAUUCGAAACAAUAUUAAGCUUAAGUGCUUAUCAUGUUCACGACGCUUACCGUCACGCUGUUCCUUUUACUGUUUACGUUUAUUGUUAUGACAUAAUUUAAAUUAUGCAACUAGAAUACCUUCAAGUUUAAACAUUUUGCCGUGUUUGUCGUACAAAGAGCCUUACACGUCGUAUUUUCACCUUACUGGCAUGGGGAUCACUGCUAAAAUAUAUUCAGUUUCCUUCUUUCUUUCUUUCUUUCUUUCGUUUUUUUUUAAUUACACAAACAUAUUGGAAAGCAUCUUGCACCAAACAACUUUGGUUUUUGUUGCAGUGUUGUCAUCGUUGUUGUACAUUAAUAUUUUGUGAAAAGUAAAGUUAAUACCAAUUCUUUGUCAAUGUUAGGCUCAAUAACAACAAUAACAAUGAUAAUGAUGAUGAUAAUAGUGAUGAUGCUGAUGAUGACAAUGACGAUGAUGAUAAUAAUAAUAAAGAUUUAUUAAAGAAAAUCAUAACAAUGAUAAUAAUAUUAUCAUGAUAAUGAUAAUAAUAAUAAUGAUACUGAUAGUAAUAAUAGUGUAAUGCACUUAUCAGUGUUAUUCUGGGAGGGUUGAUCCAGGGAACUCCUGGGCAUUUGCACAAUGACGUUUGCAAACCCCAGAGUGUGAUAUUAUAAUAUAAUGACAGCCUCUGCUGAAGUUAAUGUCGUGUGCUACACACCAAACUACAAAUGUGUAUUUCCGCAGUUCACAUCAUCUUCACUCUUUUAUUUCUAUGUUUCAUUCCUGUCAUGGGUUAAGAUGAACGCAACAAAUUGGCCUGCUCCAAAUGUUUGGGUCUUCAUAGCUCAGUUAGGAGAGCACUGUAGCGCUAAUGUAGAGGCCAUGGGCUAGACCCUGUUGAAGUCCUGAAAUUUUUUGGGGUGACUGUAUUUCCUCAAAUAAUAGCCAGUGUUGAUUAUUUCUUUUUUCACACCAGAAAGGGGCAAUAAUUUGAGGGAGGCCAUUAUUUCGAAUAUAGCUCACUAGAAGUAGAGCCCUAAAUAUUUUGUUCUAUUUUCCCAUAAAAUAAAAAAAGUAAUCACGUGAAAUAAACUGAACAUUGGCAUUUUAAGUGUUCCCAAUUUGGUUCCUUGAUUAAUUUUCAAUGUCAAUGUCCUCAGCAUCAGAGCUUGAAUCAUCACUGAUCAGUUUUGCUGAAUGAGACUCCACUUUAGGUUCAUCCUCCAAGUUUAACACUAUGGGUAUCCUUUGCGGGUAACCUAUGGGAGUUGGGGGGGGAUUAUUCGAGGGAGGUGAUUAAUCGAGUGGUGGCUGUUAUUUGUACGAGGAAAUUUGGUAAUUUGCAAUAUAUUGCUUAAAUUGCAAUUACCACUGCGACAAUCACAUCUUCAUUUAAACCAAACUAAAACUGUUGUUAAGUUUGGUCCAGUACAGGGGUGUUGUUGUACUGUGUUUCAACUGGACCUAAAUGAUACUGAAAGAAACUUAUUGAAUUUUUUUCAGGAUCUGAUGGCAAAAAUCAUCAAAGAUACACCUGAAGAACCAGUUCCUUUUCUUAUCAAAGUCUUAAAAAAGAUGUAUGCUGAAGGGAGUUCUAAGGUACAGUUGUUUUUAUUUGUUUCUUUCAAUUUGCUCUCAAUAAAUUAUAGUAUUUUGCAGAUGUUAGAUGACAUGCUUUUAUUACUCAACUCUUGAUACACAAUGCUAUUAUUUACUGUGGUAUUUUUACAUUAAGACAUCAUUUAUCUGUUGAUUAUGCAGGAUCCUGGGUCAUCUCUCCCACCAUCAGGAUCAAAGGCAACAUUUACAAGAUCAAUGGGCCUUAUGGGAACAUCAGUGGGGAGGCAUUCAUUUGAUGAAGGUAGAAAUGCAUUAGCCAAAUCCUGGGCGGGGCCGGAUAUCCGUACUGAGGGAUCAAAAUACCGACCUAGCAGUGCCUCCAAAGCUGGUCGAGAUUACCCGCGACCCUGGCUGAGUGGUUCGAGCAAGUCUGGAAAGGGUGGUGGAGCUGUGGACAAGGACAACAUGCGACCACUUAGAACAGGUAUACUGACAGGACUGAUGUUAAUGUUUAGAUGUCCGAAAUCCUGUGGUUAUUCCUAAAUAUUGGGCCUACAGUAUAUAGCUCAUUUUGUUUCGAUACAGUUUUUCGUAGACCACUUUUAAGGUCACCGUGAUUGAAAAACAUUGGUAUGGUCUCCAAAAAACUGUACUGAAACACCUUAAAUAGGGAUCUUAUAUUUAAACAGUAAGAUUAAUGUUGGCUUCUUUGAUUGUAGUGGGCAACAACGAACGACCUCCGUGGAAUAGCAAAACAGCUGUUCCUUCACAUGACUUUGAUGAGUGGUUCAAUAUGCAGCACAGGCCAACCGGGACUGCUGAUGAGGGUACCCUGGGUUACCAAGGGAGUAAGUAACCUACAUUGAACUUAACUAUAUAAUGAAUAAAUUUAAAGCAUGAAUAUAAAUAGGUUUGUACUGUGGCUAGGAUACUUCUAACAUGUUUUCCAGUGAGUUUUCGUUGAGUUCCAGUUUGUUUCCACUUCUAAAUCAUACUCUAAAUAAAAUAUUAUCUUUCUUUAGUAUAGCCUGAGAGAAGAGCUGACAUUUGGCGACGCUACCACUGGCUUACCCCGCCAAAUAAUGUCUGAGAAACGAGCAGUAGAAAUUCCACACUGAUGAUGCAUCACUAUCCAGAUCUGGGUAGUCCUUCUGAUGAAUCAAAUUUCCCAUGUGGCACGACCAAUCAGAAGCACUACCCAGAUCUGGGUAGUGACGCAUCAUCAGUAUGGAAUUUCUGCAGUUGUUUCUCCAAUGUCAUUUGGCGGGGAAACCAAUGGUAGCGUCACCAAAUGUUGGCUAUUUUCCCAGGCUAUUAUUUAGUACUGAAAAAGAAAAAAUGCUUAAUGAUGACAGUAUCUUAAAAAACUGACUGACAGUUGAUAUAAGUGAGAGGUAAAUUAAUUACCUCUUACUUUUGUUUUAGUUGGUCUUGCUAAUUAAUGUUGUGCAAUUGUAAGCUGAUAUUUAAACUGUAUUUUCCUUUCAGCUUCUUCAUGGGGACAAAAUGGUGAAAUGGUGAGAUCAACAUCAUGGUUAAUAUCGAAAUUAAAGCAUAGCUCAUUUCUUGUACAGCCAUUGCACCUGUCAUAAAAAGAAAUAUUCAGCUGCACUUUGCAACCUUACUCUAGACUUAACCACCAAAAUUCUCCAAGCUUUCCCAGGCUAAUAAUAAAAUUAUUAACCCAAAACACCCCCUUAAACGUGUAACCCAAGAGUGAUCAACAACAAAUUUCUUCUAAUAGAAAAGAUUAUGAAAAUUAAUAAAACGAUCACGUAAGGUUUAAUGCUGUGAUCUUUUAUUAAAUUCUCUUAAGUAAUUCUUUGAGGAAAUGUGUGGAGAAAUUCUAUGAAUAAGAUGUUGGUCUAAUAUGUGUCUUUCAAAAUUCAGGCCUUCUAAUUUUAGCUAUUUUUCUCAUACUCUUUCAAUUUCUGGUAUUGUUUAAGUGGUGUCCAAUACUUUUUGCUUAAGGAACAGGUGUAUUGUGAAUAGUGUUCCUGUUGUAGGUAAAACUGAUCUCAGGUUGAAUUAGCAUUUAACUUAGUUUGAUUCAGAAUUCCCUUUGUUUCCUGGCCCUAAUUAUUCAUAGGAGACAAAAUAAGAAAACUCCGGUUUGUUACCUGACAACAGAUUUUAUCUGCAACAUUUCCCCUUUCACUUAUUAUCUUACAGGAAAUGCCAGCAGAAAGAACAGUGAUCUACAACAGACGAACAACACUAACAGGCCCUGAGAGUUAUGCUGAUGAUGAUCUUGAUGAAGAGCUUUACGUGGGGAGAGAUGAUAGAAUCAAGGAUGAUAGGAACACACCAUCAGUGAUAUCACAUGAGUAUGUUUAUAUUUUGCUUUAUGUUACCUCUGUGAGAUAUUAUACUCACCUCUCUCCUCCCCUCCAUUUAAAGUUGUUCCCCCACAUUUUGAGCAUGGUCAAUAAUUUAUUGUAUUGCUAGCAACUUUGAUAUAAAGGGAAGGAGGGGACCACAAGCAGGUCAGUAAAGCCAAAAAAAAAGUACGGUGUCUCAAGUUUUUUUGUAGCUGGUUGUAGCUUUCGGUUCGUUAAGCCUGCCCUGCCUGUACUAAGGGCUGUUGUUAAGCGGGGGAAUUUCCCUGGCUACCAUUGAAGGCUACCACUGGCAACUUUCAAAAAAGUUCACUAAAAAUAGAACCAAAGAAAUUUUCAGUGCUGUUUGAUUUCUUGCCUACUUGUUGUGUUUACCCUGCAACUUAAAUUCUUAGUGACAGUCUUCUCUCUCUGUGCUUUAAAUUCAAACUUGAAUGCAGUGGUCAAAACUUGACUUACUGAGUGUACACAUUGAAGAUCCACCUUGACUAGGGGUCAUGGGGUGCUCAUUUGAUGAGCCUGAUGCCCUCAAAUUUUUAGCCUCAGGGGAAAUAAGAUCAAAGUUAAUAUUUUGUUUGCACGAAACUUUUGGACAAACAGCACCACGGGCUGGGAUAUUUACAUCUCAGUCACCCUUUUUUCCAAUAGUGAUAGAGAGGAGGCUUAAUGAAGCACCAUCUUUUUUAUGGUGGUGGGGUGGAGGGUGGCAGAGGUGAGCAGUGCACACCACCAUUCUAUGGGUUAGUACAUCCUGGCUGUGCACAAGGUUUUUGAACAUUCUUAGCCUGCAUAGCAUGGCAGUUUUGGUUGAGUAUGCAAAGUAAUAAAGGUGGGUGAGGGCAUAGAAGCCUCAAGGCUUUGCUGCUCGUUUGCACGCACUUUGCGUGCAUUUUGCAGCUACGCGCUCAGUAGUGCUCCCAACAAAACUGCCAUGCUAUGCAGGCUAGAACAUUCUCUUGGCACUCACAGGAAAAUGUGGAGUGAUCACUUGCCUUACCUUGUUGCCUUAUUUCAUAAUUUAAUACUUGCUUUAUAUGGUAGGUCCAGUAGAUCACGGAAACAAAAGGCCCGACAUGCUGCCGAGGAGCAUCGCCGACAACUACAGGCUCUUCUUCAAAAUAAGAAUCCAGGGAGGCGUGAUCAUGGGAUGAAUUUUGAUGACCUACAUGAUGAUGGCACUGAAUUGUUAGGUAUGGAUCAAAAAUACACUUUCUUCUGACAUUAUCUUGCACUGAAAAACAGUGACAUUUUUAAAAAUAUAUGAACUAGGAAACUUUCUGCUGUACAGUACAUGUAGGUGGACACAUGCUAUAAGAGGACACAACCCAUUAUCUCCAUAAAAAUUCUUCAAACUGAUCUCUGAAUUAGUUGAGAGAAUUUGGUAAAAGAUCGAAGCAUUUUCCCCUUAGUGACCAUUUUAUAAGUUCUCAUAACCUGUUGAUGAUGUAUUGAUACUCUUAGGAUAAUUUAGCUGACUCCUCUUUUAAGCGGACAAGUUUGUUUGCUUGUUGGGUAGUUUGACAAAAGUGUUAAAUUUUUGGAAAAUCAUCAUUGAGUGGUAUUAAGCUUUUUUUCUAUUCUCUAGAAAAUGUGGAUGAGUUAGAAGAUGAAGGUGUGUCCAGCAUGAGUAGCACUGGAACAAAGUUAUCCAAGGUAGUUUUUGUUUGGUUUUUGCUCAAAGUCUUUCCUAUGCUUUGUGAUAAGCUGAAACAAUCUUCUGCUUUGUUCUCCACCAUUAAGAAGUCUUCCUGUACUCUGUCUAAGACCCAGUAGCAAUGACUAAACCAAGAGCAGAGACUUCUUGUAGCUAUAAUAUUAAUGUUGAUGUUUAGAAGCGGGGUCAACUACCCUUGCUAAAUUGAUGUGAACUUCUUUGGCUUCUUUGAGCAUAAGGAGCAAAACAAAAGAAAUAUCUUCUGCUUUACUACUCGUUAAGAGAAUGAAAAUCAAGCACGAUGGUAAUCUUAAGCAACUUAUGAAAUGUUGAGGAGCGACCAGCAAUUACAAGUCCUGUUCAAAAUUUUUGUUUGAGCUCUUGUAAGCCAUGCUAGGGCAAGAAGAGUUUUUGACCUUAUUCAGUGACAUUUUCUAUACCGUCUUUGUGCAAAACCUGUCACUUUUCCUUGUUUUAUCGCUGUCAUUAUUCUAGGCUCAGUUAUUUUGACUCCUUUGUUUUCCUUGGUUUACCUCAUUCGUGGAUUUGGAAUCUGCUGCAGUCAUUAUUUCAAGAACCUGGAUAAUAUUAUGAAAAAUCAUGAUUAACCUGGGUACCAGAGCUUUUUUCUCGCGUGCGGCUGAAUGCAUCUUUAUUGCUUAAAAACAUUAAUUUCAAAACUUUGGCAAAACUUGCAAAAAGCACUGUGAAUUUUAACUUUGCAAAAAGAUACUUUGAAAAUUUAGCCGAUAUUCAAAAGACGUGACCGAAACCUGAAACCGCGCAUGAAAAGUCUCUGGCACCCAGUUAGUGCCUGUUUUGUAGGAUGUAAGAACAUGUUUGCUGUGCUUUCUUUUCUGCCCCAAAUAAUAUUGUCUCGUUGUCUUUUCAUCAACCGCCUGCAGUCUAUGAAACAAGGAAUGGCCACAUCAGAAUCUAUACGAGUCAGUAUAUGCGCAAGAUGUGCCAGGUAAGUGGAACAAGAAAUUUAAUUGUACUCCCAGGGCCCAGUUGUUCGAAGGCCGAUUAGCGCUUAACCCGGGGUUAAAUUUAACCCAGGUUUCUUUUUCUUAUAUUUAAAAGCUUUUUCUCGGAUAAUUUUCUCUGUUGUUUUUAGAGCUUCCAAUCAUCAACUUGUAGACGAAAAGAAUUAAAACUGAAAUGCUUUUUAAGCUUUCAAAUCUGAAUUCAAAUCUCGCACUAACCCUGGGUUAUCUUAACCCAGCUUUGAACAACUCGGCCCAGGACUUUACUACCCUGCGUGGCAGGAGCACGCCGCGGCAAGAGAGGAGGCCUCUUCGUCUCUCCUCUUGCGCCAUUGUCCUCCUCCCUCGCGGUCAGCUCCCCCCCUCUUACUUACAACCUCAACCUCCCGUUUGAUGUUUUUGGUAUUCUUGCAUUUCUUAUGUUCAGUUUAAGUCAGAAAUUCAGGUACCAUAAAUAAGCCCUCCCUUUUCUGGGGAAGAAAGGUAAUACCCCCCCCCCCCCUCUCUCUUUUAAUAGGUGGAUUUACGGUACUUAGUAUUUGGUCUUUGGAAAGCCCUAAAUGCCAUUUCUGCAAGUUUAUUCUUGCCCAAGCAGCCUCGUUUUCAGGCAAAUAUGCGUUCGAUCAACCUAGUUUCCAAGCUAGUUAUAUCCUCUGUAAAGGGUAUGGGCAACCCAGAUAUCUCUAUAUCCCUCAGAUGCAGUUAUUGAAUAUAAUUUGGCCAACAGUGGUGUGAAGCAAGACUCUUACCUAAAACUUCUUGGUGUUACAAGAAACUAGGUUAAAAUCCAACCUUGGCCCUCCGUGCCUCUUGUUUAAGGUUACCAUGGUUUGGAUUUCAGUUCUAUUUUUGGAAUCACCAUUCAGAAGCGUGUAGAAACUAUACGAUACAAGCGCCGAUUAUGCCAUUUUUUUUCUUGUAGAAUUAUCAGUGGCCAACCAAGUGAUCGAAAGUCGGAAGGUAAGAAUUUUGACCUUUUGACGGCUACAUUAGAAAGUAUAUCAUCCUGAAGGCUGUUUGUAUUUGAAUCUUUAAUUUCUUCUAUUUCAGUUGGCAGUGUUUAUUCUGGAAGUGAAGGUAAGAACACUUCAUUUAAGGUUUUCAAAGCUGUUAUUGCUGUUGAAAAAGACUGUAAUGGUCUUUCAAUGUAUGUUUGUUAAGUGAUUAUCUAAAUCGCGAAGACAGUCGCAGAAAGAAACUUCUCUGCCAAUAGACUCUGUUAGCAGGAAAAAUGGAAAGGUCUUUACUUUCACGGGUAUUCCUUGGAGAAACUUUGCAUUGAAAUGUUUACAAAGUUUUUGGUUGCAUUUGAGGGAAAAGUAUAAGAAAACGUUGAUAGAUCUUCAUUUAUCUUUUUUGGGGGUCAAUGUAUCCAAUUUAUUUUGUCUUUUCUGUUCAGAUUCUUAAUUCAAACCUUUUUUCGUGUAACAUGGUUUAUUUCAAGCACCUCUUUUUUCUUACGCAUUCUUAUCAGGCUUUACAAAACGGUACUGUUUCAUUUUCUUUGACUUGAUGAAUUUUACAGUUCUUAUUCUUGCGCAUAGCUCUUGUGCCCUUACAAAUUAUUUGCUAUUUUAUUCACGUCCUAGUUGAUGAAAAUCUUGACAGUGUUUCUCAAGUUGGGAGUACGGUAUGACUUUAACAUUGAUUCUGUCACUUUGAUUGAUCAACUUUCUUUGAAUAUUGUGCGAAUUCUACCUCAUACUUAGCCUUUUCCAGGCUCCUGGCUCCGAGACAGUAGUGCAAUCGUUCGGUAAAAAGUGAUGCGAAAAAUGCGUGGGGCUUGGGGAAGGAGCGGACCGCCGCCGCCCCCUUGCUCAAAUCGCGCACGUCUUAUUUUCGCUUGUUAUAUUUUCGCGACUUCCUUAGGAACCUGGCACAGGCUAUAUCAUAGUCUCUCACUCAGGCGUUUCGAGAACGUCAUAUUUUCUCCCUCGUCACUUGUGGGGAGAAAGGAAAUACAACUCUCCUUAGAAUGCCUGCCUGCGGCGGUCACGUCAUGCACUCAUGUGCUCGCAAUUUAUCACAAGAGAAAAUGAGAAAUCAACUUAUUUUUGUAGCAAAUUACGGGCCAAAAUUGGGUUUAUUUUUCUGUUUUGUUUGACUUUUGUUGUUUGUUUGCCAGAGUUUGGGCCGGCUGUAUAGUGUUAAGUUUCCCGCCUUUUGCAUAAGAUUCUUGUUUCUGCCAUUUGCGCUCUGUGCAUGUUUUCUACGUUUUCCUUGCGUAGCACAGCUCUCAUUGUUGAUGUUUCCGGCGUUUUUUACCUAAAACUAGUUUUGUAUUCCCGCGCUUCAGAACUGUUUCAUUUCUUAUGUGCUUGCAGCUUAUACAUGCAUGACUUUCAGCAGAUGUAGACUGUUUUUCCGUCUUCCCGUUCUUUACUUCUAUUGCAUUAUGCCCGUUCCUUGUUUUAUGGCCAUCUUUGGCUACGAUUGGUUGGCUUGUAGUAUGUGUAAUGACACCAUUUUAUGUUUUUUCUUUAGACUGGGCUCAGGAGACCCCCUGUUUGGCCUUCAGGAUUUGAUUCAGAAAGUAAGAGAUCCCAAAGUUUUUACUUUUCGCUGAAGUUUCCCUUGUGUGACCGCAGUAAAGUUUUAACGACCUAAAACAAUAUUGUAUCAAAAUGUUAUGACUGAUAUUCGUUAAGGACUGUUGAUAGCAGAGCUGAAAACCAGUCCAAUUUAACCCUUCAGUAAUAAUCAAAUAAACCGGGAAAAACACUUGUAAGCAUUCGAGCCAUCUUCACACAGUGUUCAUGUAGGUUUUUAAAUAUUUGGCGACAGGUUCAUGUUGACGGAGCUAACAUGGACCAAAGAUUGUGCUCGCGAGAGGUCGUUUGAAGAACAGCUGUAUGCAUAUCAUUCUUACCAAUUUCUCUCGAAGUGUGCGUUUAGUAGCGCCGUCGUAGAUGAUGUCCUCCGGUCAUUUCUUUAUGUUACAAGAUUGAAGUUAGUUCAAAUUUCCUUCAUCCUUAAUUUGUUUAAACCACUGCAUAACUUUCUUCAUAAAAAGGUUGCUAACUGUAACUUAAUCAUAUUGUAGACGUGAGAUGGUUUCUUGAGAAAAAAAAAUCUAAAUAAAAUGUUAUUUUUAAACUGAGCUUUUUAAAAUGUCUUUUUCUUGUUCUGAUCCGCAGGUGAUUCUAGCCCGCGUAAAGGUCAACAUAUGUGGCAGAGUGCAAGUAGAUCGCCAGCGAAAGGCAAGCACAUGUUUAGGUAGGGCUCAAGCGUUUGUUUCAGGGCUCUUUAACUGGCGUGCCGAAGACUGUAAGAAAAUAUGAAAAGCAAUACAGCAGAGAAAGCACAGAUGGCUUGCAAAAACAAAAACAAAAAAAUAAAACAAAGCCAACUGAAACUGCAUUAUCAGGUUGAACAGUAGAUGACUUUGACUGUAUAUAGUCAGCCUAAUUUGGAUCGUUGGUUUGUUAAAUCCCUUUCGAAAGUUUCGUUUUUCUAAGAGAGAAGGACCAAGAUUUCCGUAUUAAAUAUUUGAUGGUCGUACUUACAAUUUGGCAGAAAUUUGCGUUUUUAUAGUUACCGCACUGGCCAUAGAAGAAAACUGGCUGGAAAUUUUUCAACCUGACACUCGAGCGCGGAAAGCACUAAAACGGAAUCUUUAGCUUGUUGCUAGGUUUUUAAUCAUAGCUAGCAGACAGUAUUGAAGAGGAAGAGAUCACGGAUAAGUCACCAUUUUGUUCCGACCAAACAACUGAAAAAGUGCGUUGUGGUCAACUCUCCCUUCACUACUUCGCCAUGCCAACAAACGCGUUGCCUCCCGAUUUUCCCUCCCAUUUUCCUAAGGAAAUGUCCCCGUGGAUGAGUCAGUUCUCAUUAGCCCUCGCAGAAUGUAGAUUUGUUCCGCCUUCAUGGUAAGCUCCAUUUUUACCUCUCUCUCGGGUCCUGUCUUUUUCCCUCCCUAGUAGGGGAGGAGUGCGGGCUAGUUUCCCGAGCUGCUGCUGGUUGUCGGGCCUAAUGGCGGAGAAGUGAAUUGAGAGUUAUAGGUGUGGAUAUGAAACUCGUCAAUUUUUUGUGCUGCUAUUUCAGUCUUCCAUUUUGCUUUUCCAGAGGGGGAUCCUUUACAGAUGACCGUCCGGAUAGUUCCAGGCCCCAAACGGCAUCUUCGAGCCGGAGUGACUUGGUGUACUCAGGACGGCAACAGAAAUCGUGGAAGUUCGAUGGAUACUCAUCAGACAAUGACGUAAUGCCUUAUGUUCAUUUUAAGGCUGUGUUUACACUAUUCCGGACAGUGGGUUCCAUUCACAGUGGGUUCCAUUCCAUUCAGUGGGUUCCAUUCACUUCCGCCACGGUCCGAAUACCCGUUUCACACUACACCAAAGUGUGACACAGAACCUUGCCGAUAUGUGACGCUCCACCAUCGAGAUCGGCGCGGCGCAGAUUCGCUCCUUUACAGGAAUCGCGUCGAAAUCAUUGUUCUCAUGUAUGAACAGAAUCCCUAUUCAGUAAAAGAUUUUCGUGCCGGCGCAACAGCUAUCCGGUACGGUGUGAACAUAGCCUUAAAAUAUUCCUCCAUGUUUAAUUUAUAACAGGUGUCGAUAAUUAUUCAGUGAAAUAGUAGUCCAAAACAGUCCGAGAACGUGAACACAAUCGCAAGUUGAAAUUUCAAUUCUGGGCCCUCGGACACAAAUUUUCGCAGGGCUAGCGUCAUUGAUAAAGUUUUGCAAUUGUGACUUAAGACUUUUAUAUCGGUCUUUGAUGGCUUUCAUGAUCGUGACGUGAUAUUCUAAAAGCGCCGCCGAGACGUAAGCCCGCUCACUCGAAAUGAAACUUGAAGGGAGGGCAAUUAUAAAGGGCCUGUUUACAUGGAGGAGGGGGACCCCAGCUAGGUGAGGUAACCCGCUGAGGUGGGGAAACCCGCUUGUCCAUAUGACCCCUCAUAUGGUGACCCCAACUAUCAUGUAAACGAGAUAAAAUUAAAAUGAGAGCUUAUAUGGACAGACGGUUGCCCCACCUAAGCGGGUUACCUCACGUACCUGGGGUCCCCCACCUCCAUAUAAAUAGGCCCUGAUUCUGCAUGCUGUUGUCUCCUCGUUUCACUUGGUAAGGCUGUCUUGCAUGUGGCAAAUACUAAUGAUUGGUUUAAUUGGAUUGUUUUUGUUUUAAAUCUAGACGGAAGUCAAUUUUGAUCGAGAGGAGACCCCCAAGUUAGGAGAACGUCGGCCGUGGUCUAGGACACCUUUGGAGAGCGGCAGUGAGACGGACUGGGAACCAAGGCUGGGUAAGACGGGUAGUAUUUUGAAUUUGAAAGUUAAAGGAGCUGUGUCAUGCAGAAAGUAUUUAGCAAAAAUCAAACAGUGGAAACAGCCACCAAACUAA
This is a messenger RNA of Porites lobata, 12062 nucleotides long. NCBI's taxonomy places the organism in Eukaryota, Metazoa, Cnidaria, Anthozoa, Scleractinia, Poritidae. The record is from the annotation of a GenBank genome assembly.